AAUCUCUUUUACUGUAGAAUGAAUCUAAUAUCUUCAGCAUUUCUAGUAUUAGGUAAUUAAUUAAUAGAAAACUUAAAUUUCUCUUAUAGAUCGUAAGGAGGCGAUAUUCGAUUCCUUCAAACAGUAUGGCCACUUGGGAUGGCUCAUGUCACGAACCUGAAGAUUCAAAUUAUUUUUUUUAUUCGGGUCAAAAUAGUGCCAUUCCUAAUGUAGAAAGUUGGACUUUUUAUCCCAGUAAUGGGAGCAACGUUUUUUUCCAUAGUACUCAUGCACCAUAUUCGCAAAAUACUUCAAUGAUGUUGGGACAAAGUGAACAUAUUGCUUCCUGUCAAACGGAUGCUAACUUUUCAUCAGGUUCUCUAAAUUCAUUGCCUUUAAGAGACACUUGCCCAGAUUACUUAAAUGCUCCAGGCAGCGCACAAGACUGUCAAGGUAACAGUAGGUCACAGAACAUGUCAACAUAUUAUCAAAGCAAUAGACAAGGGAAACGAAUUAAAAAUUAUAAAGAUAACAAUAAAUAUGAAUUUCCAAAAGAAAUUAGUCGCAACACUUGUAGCAUAGUUGAACAUUCCAAUUUACAUCCUACCGCAAAUGAAUUUAUACCACAUGGAAUUAAACAUUACCCCAAUCAAGCAAAUACAAGUCUACAUGUAACUAAUCCAGAAGAUUCUAAACCACAUUUGCCACAAAAAACGUAUGUUUCUGAUAAUGGGAGUAAAUAUAAAAAGAAAUAUAAUACAAAAAAAAAUAAUUCAUACAAAUAUAAAGAAAUACCAGAAUAUAACUUUCGGCAAAGAGCUUCAUUUCAAAAUUCCUAUAAAACACAACAUGGUAGAAAUUAUAGAAAAUAUCAAAAUACUUCUGAAGAACCGGUAGGUAUGUCUAAUGAUCAUAGAAAUAAUUCAACUAUUGAUGAAACACAGAAGAAUGACAAAUUUAUGAAUAUUAAUGCAAAUAUCAAUGCCAAUAAAACUAAUACACCUAAUAUUGAAGAGAGACAUGAAAUCAAUGAUCAAGUAAGAGCUAACAAAGAAAAUGCUGGUGCCAGCAGUACUACAAGUCAAAAUUGUGAUUUAAGUAAAAAUAAUUACCAACGUCAUAAUACUAAUUUUGGAACACAACGUAUUCCUGCUAAAUAUAGUAGAAAAGUUACCAAUAAUCGCAAGAUUGGUAGAUAUGAUAAUAAUUAUCGUGAAAGAAAAAAUAACUACCAGGAGUAUAAUAAUUAUAAGGAAAAAUAUGAAGAAAGCAAAAUAGAUAUUACUAAGGAUAAAUAUAAAAACAAAGAUGUGACUCAAGAAACUAAAGAAGUAGAAAUUGUGAAUUGGAGACAAAAGGGAGAAGGUAAUGAUAGAAAUAAUAUUUCAAAACGAAAGCAGAAUAAAAAACAUGAAGAUGAUGAUGCAAGCCAAAGGGAAAGAUUAACAGAUCAAUUAAAUAGAGGACAAUUAGAAUGUUUAGUAUGUUGUGAAUAUAUAAAACAAAAUGAUUAUAUCUGGUCUUGCUCAAACUGCUAUCAUGUUUUACAUUUAAAGUGUAUAAAAAAGUGGGCAAAAUCUUCCCAAGCAGAAAAUGGUUGGAGGUGUCCUGCAUGCCAAAAUGUAAGCACAACAAUUCCCGAAGAAUAUUUCUGUUUUUGUGGCAAAACAAAUAUGCCUGAAUGGAAUCGCAGAGAUAUGGCUCAUUCCUGUGGUGAAGUUUGUGGGAGAUCCCGAAUAAAAAAUAAUUGCCCUCAUAAAUGUACUUUGCUAUGUCAUCCAGGAUCUUGUCCAUCAUGCAUAGCAAUGGUAACAAAAAAUUGUGCUUGUGGGAAAACAUCACAAACGCUACAAUGUUGUGCAUUAACAUUAUUAUUAUGUGAUUCUGUUUGUGGAAAAAUCUUAAAUUGUGGAAAGCAUACAUGUGAAAAGAAAUGUCAUCAUGGGGAAUGUGAGCCCUGUGAUAAAAUUAUACAACAAGAAUGUUAUUGUGGGAAAAGUAAAAGAGAUGUAAUUUGUCAAUCUAAUGUACCUUCAAUAUAUUCAUGUGAAGGUACUUGUGAGAAGUUGUUAGAUUGUGGAAAUCAUAAAUGCAAAAAAACUUGUCAUCCAAAUUCAUGUGAGUCUUGUACACUUACACCUGAAAAAAUUACAACAUGUUGUUGUGGACAAACACCACUGUCAGAUGAAAGAAAGACAUGUUUAGAUCCAAUUCCAAAUUGUGAAGAAAUAUGUUCUAAACGUCUUAACUGUGGUCAGCCUAGUAAUCCACAUACAUGUAAGAUAAAGUGUCAUCAAGGAGAAUGUCCCGAGUGUGAUUUAACAACAGAUGUAAAAUGUCGUUGUGGUAAUAUGGAUAGAGAAAUUCCAUGUAAAGAUUUAACGACUAAAGCGGAUGAUGCACGUUGUGAAAAAAAAUGUAUCAAAAAGAGAUCUUGUGGAAAACAUAAGUGUAAUCAAAUGUGUUGUAUUGAUCUUGAGCAUAUUUGUCCUUUACCUUGUUCUAAAACAUUAAGUUGUGGUAGACAUAAAUGUGAACAAACCUGCCAUAAAGGCAGGUGUCAACCUUGCUGGCGCAGUAGUUUUGACGAAUUAUAUUGUGAAUGUGGUACAGCUGUAAUAUAUCCUCCUGUACCCUGUGGAACUAGAAGACCCGUUUGUGAUAGACCGUGUUCGCGUGAUCAUUCUUGUGGUCAUGAAGUAUUUCAUAAUUGCCACAGUGAACCAUCAUGUCCUCCAUGUACUUAUCUUACUGAAAAAUGGUGUUAUGGCAAGCAUGAACUUAGAAAAGCUGUCCCAUGUUAUUUUAAUGAAAUUUCAUGUGGAUUAUUGUGCAAUAAACCUUUAUUAUGUGGAAGGCAUAAAUGUAUAACUAUAUGUCACCCUGGAUCAUGUGAGAAACCAGGACAGCAAUGUGUUCAACCAUGUAAUAUAUUAAGGGAAUUAUGUGGGCACAUAUGUGCUGCUCCAUGUCACGAGGGAAAAUGUCCUGAUACACCUUGUAAAGAAAUGGUCAAAGUAACGUGCCAAUGUGGACAUAGAAGUACAACUAGAGUAUGUGCAGAAAAUUCUAGAGAAUAUCAAAGAAUAACUAGCAACAUUUUAGCUAGUAAAAUGGCUGAUAUGCAACUUGGUCAUUCUGUUGAUUUAGAAGAACUUUUUGGACCAGGAGCAAAGAAACAAAAUCAACUAAAAAUACUCGAAUGUAGCGAUGAAUGUAAAUUAAUAGAACGAAAUAGAAGAUUAGCAUUAGGACUUCAAAUUGUUAAUCCAGACUUAAGCGGAAAAUUAAUGCCAAGAUACACUGAUUAUAUGAAACAGUGGGCAAAAAAAGAUCCUCAUUUUUGUCAAAUGGUGCAUGAAAAACUAACGGAAUUAGUUCAACUCGCGAAGACUUCUAAACAAAAAUCAAGGAGUUAUUCAUUUGAUAGUAUGAAUAGAGAUAAACGUCGCUUUAUUCAUGAAUCUUGCGAACAUUUUGGCUGUGAGAGUCAAGCAUAUGAUCUAGAGCCAAAAAGAAACGUUGUUGCUACUGCUGUAAAAGAUAAGUGUUGGCUACCAAGUUAUAGUUUAUUAGAAAUUGUGCAAAGAAACAAUGGACAAAGGAAAGUUCCAGGUCCAAUAUUGAAUACUUCUAAAGCUAACAAUUCAACAAAGACAAUCUUAGCAUUACCUAUAACAAGAAGUCAGCAAAUUGUACCAACUCCAUCAACUUCAAAAUCGCCAGAACCAGAAAUAGAUUAUUUUGAUUAUAAAGGUUAAAGGUUAUAAAUAAGCAGGUAAUUAACUAUUUAUAUAUUCAAUAUAAUUUACUUUUUACGUAUCUUUUCUAUAAGUUAAAAAAAAAGUAGCAGUAUGCUUAUGAACUGGAACUAAUAAUUUUUAAGAAGAAUUAAUAAUCGUAUUUAUUAAUUUCAUAAUAUUUAACAAUCCAUUGAAAAUUAAUUGAUAAACAAACUGCGGAGAAUUGCUAGACUGUGCAGUUUAUUAUUCAUUCACUUUAUAAUCAUACUUGUAAGAAUAUAACAUUAUUUUUUUGGGUGAAAUUUUGAUAUAUCUUUUAAUUAGACAAAUAUUAAUAUAAUCAAUGAUAUAUGAUGAAAAGUUACAAUGUUUUACAAGGAUAUGUUUAAUGAGUGUUUGAUAAGUUAAACAGAAUUCUUAGAGAUCUUAUAACAUAAUACGUAUAUAUAAUCAAACAAAUUUUCUUAGUAAUACAUUUAUGCAUAAAAUAAAAUUAUUCAUUAUAAUAUAGUCAAAUUACAUAAAUGAAUUACAUGGUGAAGGCACAGAUAAAAAGGCAUAAAGAAAUCUGUUUAGCGUAAUAAGAAAUUCCUUUUGAAUAUAAUAUUUCUGUUUUAUGUGUAGUUCUAUGCUUGACAUAUAAGAUUUCUAUACUGUGUAUUUGAGGGUAGAAAGUAUGCAUUUCUACAUUCUGAUAAAUCGAGUGAGAGUAAAAAAAAUACAAAAAUAAAAAAAAAAUAUAUAAAUAAAAAUAACUGUAGUAUGAUCUGCUUGAUAAAAGACUUGUACGAGUUUAUUCAUCAUUCCAAUAAAUAUCCUUAUAGAAUUUCACAAUUACUAUUUCCUUUUAACCAAAAAUCGUAAAAAAAGUAUUAAAGCAAGACAAUAAAUCUUGGCAAAGUAGGAGAUUUAAUAUAUGUAUUUUCUGUAUAUGAUUUCAUUAUUGCAAUUGAUAAUAAUAUUUCAAAUAUUUGUUUAAAAAAGAUAUAUGUAAUUCACUACUAAAUUCUUAUACUUUGAUCAUUAUUUAUUUUGUUUUAUAAUGAUAUAGCAGGACAUAUUUUCAAUUAUUUCAUUUAUUUUUUGCAAUUGUCUUUCAUAAUAUAAUUGUUGUAAUUUAUCAGCAAUGUUAAUUAUUAAAGCUUUUUUGUGAUCAGUUCGUCCCACACAACCAACAUGUAUGUAUAAAUAACACCAAUAGAUAAGAGAGUAGAAUGUGCGUAUGUAAAUUAUUUGAAUUAUCAAUCAUAAUUUUCAAGAUCCAACUUAUUAUGGCUUCUAUUAUAUUGUUUUCUAUAUAUCAAUUCUAAUUAUGUACUUUAAUUGGUUGUUUUAAUUAACAUUUUCCAAAUUUAUAUAUUAUAUUUUUUUAUAUUCUAUUUUCAGAAAUUAUGCAAAAUUAUAUCUCAACAAUUAUUUAUUUUCUUUUCACAAAAAGAUAGUAAAUAUAUGAAAAUUCAACUAUAAUAUACUAUUCUUUUAUUUAUCCUUUCAAUGUUUAUGCAUUUCUUAUUAAAAUAAUUCUACUUAUAAAGAAAAAAGCAUAAAUGUGUGUAAUUCGAAAUUAUACUGCAACAAAAUACAUGUGUGUAUAUGUGUGUGUACAUAUAUAUGUUUUUUGCUUAUCAAUACUGUAUGAUAAUUAUGUGGUUAAUCAUGUAUUAUAAAUAUGUAUUACAUUUCUGAAAUUGUUUUGUAAUUCAUUUAUGAUUAAAUGAUUACGUUUGUAAAGAUAUUAAUUGCUAUUCCAAUAUGUUUAACAUUACAAUAUACAUAGAUUUUACAAUAAUGAAAUUUCCAAUAUUCACAAUGAAUUUUGCAUCCAUAAAAAUAGUUUUGUGCUAUAUAUAUAUUCUCAUAUAACUGUUUUAAGUUUAAUUGAAAAGAUAGAUCUGUUUUAUUGAACAUCCAAUUGUAUAUAAAUAGCUGUUUAUUAUUUAUAUUUGUAGGAGUACUCAUAUAGAGUAAAAUCUUAUGUAGACAAUCUCUUUGUAGACAUUUGUAAGUAGAUAACACGAGUAUUUGGCACAUUGAACAUCAAUGAUAUUUUGAACUACUAAAAUCUGUCAUAAAUUCUACAUAGACAAAUACUGAGACCUUUUAUGCUUCUAUUAAAUAACUUUUUCCUCAUAUAUAUAUUAUAUAAUAAUUGCUCAUAAUUACUUGUAUUGAAAAAAAAAAAAAUAUUUUCUUCAUAACAUAUUAAAAAGUUAUAAAUCAUUUUAACUGUGUUCUUUUUGACAAUUUUGAUAUUCUUCAAUAUAAUUUCUGAAUAUUUAAUAAAAUAAAUUUAUUUAUCUUUAAUUAUAUAUAAUAUAGGGAAAAAUAUAUUUAAAUAGUAAAAUUCUAAAAGAACAUAAAAAUUUAUGUCACAUUAACCAGUCUUUCAUCUCGCAGAAUAAGAUAUUAUGCAAAACUUGCAUAAGCAUAAAAUGGUCUCCUACCCUAAAUACAUAAACUUUUAUCACAUUUAGGAUCACAACACUGUUACACGUUUUCAUUACUGACAAAUUAUUUAGACAUAUAUCAUUAAUACUAAGUAAUUUUCUCAAACAUGUAAUAAUAGGGCACUUCAAAUUUGGGAACAAAUUUUUACCAUAAUCAUGGGCGCAGUGAAUACUUGGUAAAAAGUCAUCACUUUGUUUAUUAUCAGUGCCUCAUUCAUUAUACUAAUACUUCUUUUUUUUUUUUUUUUUUUUUUUUUUUUUAGAGAUUCUAUUAAUACUUUCUAUUUUAAAGUAAAUUUACAAAUAAAAUAUAUCUGACUAUUAUAUCAUAAAACAUAUUUGUUUGACUAAAAUCUCUACUAAUACUGUAUUUGAUAGAAUAAUGUACUCAAUAAGAUAAUAAUAACAUAAAAAGUAGCAGUGUAAUCGUGUUAUAUAUAUUUUAAUUAAAAAAAUAUAUAUUUACCUCGAAUAAUAUAUGUAUAACCAAAUGAAAACUUUAUUCAUUAAAUUGUAUGUAAACUUGUAUUAUAAAGAUAAAAGUUAUCUUAUUAGAACACACUUUUUUUUAGAAUGUUGCACUGAUCUAUUGCUGCAAUUCUACUAUAGUAUUUGAUCAUAUUCUGAUCUUUCUACCAGUCUAUAAUAUUGAUACUUUUUUUUUUUUUUCUUUUUUUUUUUGAGUUUCACACCCAGUUAGCAUUAAAAAUAUAGUAUCAAAAUAAAAUAUAUCUUGCAGAUUCUUUGUAAAAUAGAAAUAACUUAGAUUUCUUAAGUAUGAAACAGGGUAAACAAUUCAAUAAAAAUAUAUUACUGACUGUUCCGUCUAGAAACACACAAUUUUUUAAAUAUAAAGUUAUUUAUAAUAAGAUCUUGUUACUUAACAAGAUUUAAUAAUAUGGAUUAUAUGUUAGUAGAAGAUGGUCAUACAAGAAUAAUCUGUAAAUGUUUUAAUGAAGAUAGAUGGUAUAUAAGAUCAUGGAAAUAUUCAAUUUGGCAUCUUGGUUCUUCAGUCUGUUAUAUGACUGACAUGAGUAUUGCUUUAUAUGUAAAGAUUGUUACCUCGUUUCAUACGUGUGCUAUAAUUGGGAUAACUACUUAAAUAUUGAUGACGUGGGCUUACCGAUGGUUGUUUUGUUAUACUUGCCAUUGCACAACCCAUUAUGAGCUCUAUGGCUCUGCACAAUGUUUGAUAUAAUAACCAAGGCCAUGGCUUGGGAAAUUGAUUUAGCAAUGGCCGUGUAUCAUAUGUUACUGCUUCUGCUAAGAGUCCUAAAUAUAUAAUAUAUUUAUAUAAUAAUAUAUUAAUAAUUUCAUUUCUAUAUAAAUUAAUAUGAAACCGAAGUAUUACCAUAAGGUCCAAAAACACGAACAAGAUCUAUGAUACACAAUAUGAUUCCUAAAAUUGCUGUAGUAUAUGUAACAUGUAACACUCUUCGAAUUUGAGAUCUUCUGACAGCUGCAGUAGUGGCUUCUGGUAUAUGUAGCGGUGUAUCAGAUUUAGCUCUAUUCACGUAUGCUAUGUGAUUUAGUAUUGAAUGCAAUGUAAAAUCAGUGCCCUACAAACAAUUAUCAAGUUAUCUUUUUAUAUACAUAUGCUGUAUUUCACUUGUUUGUUAACUUUAUGUUUAAAUGUACCGUAAUUUUGCUCUCUGCUCCAGAAUUUUCAGGAAGCAAAUUUGUUUCAGCUGUAAUUUCUUCUGAUUCAUCUUUACUUUUAUCCGUUUUCCAAGACAAGCUUUUCUUUCGUACUUUUGUAUCUUCACCUUUAUUCUUUAUCUUUUCAUUCAUUAAUGCAGCUUUUUCAUUACAAUCCGGUUGAUCUGAAUCCGAUUCAGACUUCUCCUGUAUUUCUAUUUUUUGAGGAACUAUACUUUGAUAAUGAGUAGGACUUUUAUCCAAUGUUCUAAUACUUAUAUCGCUACUACGACGAUUUAUAACUAAUGGCUUAAUUUGUGUCAUUUCGGAAUUUCGUCUAUAGGAGAAGUCAGAAUUUCUUCUUGACUCGUGUUUAGCAGAUAUAAAAGUCCCAAUAUCAGAAUUACGUCGUGAACCUAAAAGUUACAUAUAUUUAAAUAAUAUAGUACAAAUACAUAUGCUUUAUUAUAAUUACCUGUAGGACUGAGAUCUAAGACUUUUGGCAAUCUCUGUUCAACUGGGGGUAACAUUCUUCUUGGUGUUCUAUUACCAAAAUCGCUAUUCCUUCUCAAUUUAGUGGCAAACUGAGAACUACGAUUUUUUUCAUGAGAAAAAUCUGAACACCUUCUUAAUUCUUUCGUGCUGCCAGUCGGUGUAAUAUUCUCAGAAUGUCGUCGUGCUAUUCGUUCUGGUGAUUGAUUUCUAUUAAUACUAGGAGAAUAUUUAGGGCUGAAUUCAACACCAUAUUUGAAGUCAGUAAUUGGUAAAACAUCUUCUUCAUUUACAAAUUUAACACUACAUUCUGAAUUUCUACGUGAUGAACGAGAUACAUCACUCCCACGUCUACUUGCUAAAGAGCUUCUUCGACUUGGACUAGAAACUGUUAUUAUUGGUAAAUUUGCAGUUGAUGGCGUAGGUGUCGGUGGUCUAACAUAAACUUCAGGUACAGUAGAUACUGGUUGAACAGAAAUCUCUUCACGUAAAGAUGAUGAAACAUUACGAGACACUUCCAUUUGAUCUUGUUCUUGUUUUUUAGAUAUUUUUAAAGAAUUACCUAAAAAUUAAUAUUUUUUUUUUUUUAUUAUUCUUUUCAAUCUUUGCGAUAUUAAUUUGAAAGUACCAGUAAUCAUAUACUUCAUAAUACCUUUAUAUUCUGAAUUUCCUUCAACAUUGGCACUUUCAUUUUCUUCUGAAUCUUUGAUUUUAGGACUAAAUAAAGUAGGCACCAACGCAGCAGCUGCUACUGAUGUUGCAAGAUUGCUAUACGGUGCUAGCAUAGCAAGUUGCAUAAUGCCUAAAAUAUUUUAAUAACGUUGUAUAAAAUGAUUAUUUAAAAUAAACGAUAGAAACAAACCUU
Molecule: messenger RNA, 9164 nt
Organism: Vespa velutina
Lineage: Eukaryota; Metazoa; Arthropoda; Insecta; Hymenoptera; Vespidae
Gene: stc
Product: protein shuttle craft
Exons: 11
Coding region: 126-3740 (1204 amino acids)
Biological process (GO): negative regulation of transcription by RNA polymerase II
Cellular component (GO): nucleus
Molecular function (GO): zinc ion binding; RNA polymerase II transcription regulatory region sequence-specific DNA binding; DNA-binding transcription factor activity, RNA polymerase II-specific
Source: RefSeq, a predicted model, not a curated record